Messenger RNA from Hypanus sabinus (Atlantic stingray), 2419 nucleotides. RefSeq names its product secreted frizzled-related protein 5 (gene sfrp5). Bases 529 to 1443 code for a protein of 304 amino acids. Gene Ontology annotation, molecular function: Wnt-protein binding. Gene Ontology annotation, biological process: non-canonical Wnt signaling pathway; canonical Wnt signaling pathway; negative regulation of canonical Wnt signaling pathway. The record is from RefSeq and is a predicted model, not a curated record. The transcript is spliced from 3 exons. Lineage: Eukaryota; Metazoa; Chordata; Chondrichthyes; Myliobatiformes; Dasyatidae.
GAGGGAGGGAGCAGCUAAAUACUGGCCCCCUCUGCCGAGCCUGCCAGAGCUACCUUGGCUGUGUGUGUGAGUGGGAGAGUGCACAAGUGUGUGAGCGUGAGUGUAUUCUAGUGUGUGUGUGUGUGUGUGUGUGUGUGUGUGUGUGUGUGUAUGUGCAUGUAGGUGUUCAUGUGUACGCACUAGUGUGUGUAUGUGUGAACGAGUGUGUGUGUGUGUGUGUGUGUGUGAGGGCACUUGUGUACGAGUGUGUGUGCGCGUGUGUCUAUGUGUGUGCACGUGUGCCCCUGGCGUGUGUCACACCUUGUGCACUCCGCCCAGCUCAGAGUGAACCAGCAGGGCAGCACACCUCGGGCAGGCUGAGCGACCGCGCGGGAGGGUCACGUGCCUCAGAGCGGCGGCACUCCAGAAACCACAGCGCUCCCCCGGACCCCCAGCGCCGGCGGGAGACCACGAGGAGUCGGCGCGCGGCAAGGCCGGCAGUGAGAACGAGCCCCCCGCUCCCUGUGGCUCGGGACACGAGCGGGUGCGAUGCGGAGCCUCCUGACUGCAGCCCUGCUGCUGCUGGUGGUGGGGACCACCUCGGCGAGCAGCGCGGAGGAGUACGAGUACUACGGCUGGCAGUCGGAACACCUCCCAGCUGGACGGCUCUACACCAAACAGCCGCAGUGCGUGGACAUCCCCGCUGACCUCCGCCUCUGUCACAACAUCGGCUACCACAAGAUGAGGGUGCCUAACCUCCUGGAGCAUGACACCCUCCCCGAGAUCAAGCAUCAGGCCAGCAGCUGGGUGCCCCUCCUGGCCAAGCAGUGUCACCCCGACACCCAGAUCUUCCUCUGCUCCCUCUUCGCCCCCAUCUGCCUGGACCGGCCCAUCUACCCCUGCCGCUCCCUCUGCCAGGCUGUCCGGGAUGGCUGCUCGCCCGUCAUGGGCUCCUUCGGCUUCCCCUGGCCCGACAUGCUGAGGUGCGACCGCUUCCCUCUCGACAACGACCUCUGCGUCUCGAUGCAGUCUCCGGCCAACCCCGCCACUCUGCCACCAGUCUCAAAGGUCUGCCCGCCGUGUGACAACGAGAUGAAGGUGGACAUCAUUCUCGAGCACUACUGCGCCAGCGAGUUUGCACUCAGAAUGAAAAUCAAGGAGGUAAAGAGGGAGAAGGGAGAUCGCAAAAUCAUCUCUCAGAGGAGGAAGAAGGUGCUGAAGAUGGGACCUUUGAGGAAGAAGGACCUGAAGAAGUUAGUUCUGUAUAUAAAGAAUGGAGCGAGCUGUCCCUGUAACCAGCUGGACAACCCCAACAGCAGCUUCCUUAUCAUGGGACGUAAGUGGGACAACCAGUUUCUCCUCACCGUCAUCCACAGAUGGGACAAGAAGAACAAGGAUCUGAAGCACGCCCUGAAGAUGAUGAAAACCUACCAGUGUCCGACAUAUCAUCACAUCUUCCAAUGACUCCUCUUGUGGAACCCAGUCACUUGGGACGAACUCUUAUGCAAAAUCACAAAAAUUGCUUUUAUAGCGCCUUUAAGAAAAAAAAUACACUUGAUUCUGCAAGCCUUACCAAAUGAUCUUGUCCGUAUAUAGUAAUUCCUUUAUAGUCUUUCUUGUGCCAAUAACCAGAAAGAAAGUGAAAGUCUGCUCCAAGUGGACACAAACAAUGAAUGGACGAUUUAAGUUCCAGAUCUAAGGGGUUAAAAAAAAGUCUAAUUUUCUCUCUUUCUCUAUAGAUAUCUCUCUUCCCUCUCCAAAGAUAAUAUGGCCUUGAUAGCUUGGCAGCAGGAAUAUCCUUUGACGUAACAUGUUGGACUAAAUCAGCGUCUUGGAAUGUAUGACAUGAUUCAGAUCAAGUACUCCUGAGGAGAGCAGGGUCCGUGGAUCUGCUACAGCAUAAACUUGCUAUAGUCAAGAGUUGACUCUCCGGGGUGGGGUUGGAGGUGGAGGGGGGGUCACAGACUCCUUGGGUGAGGGCUGACAUGGGCUGAAGGUACACAGCCCAUGCUUUGAUUGUGAAUGACAAUUGACAGAAAUGCAUUGCUGUUGGGUACAGAAGGAGAUGGGACACCCAAUAUGAUCUUGAGGGUAUAGUUAUUUUGUCAUAUAGUGUCAUGCCACAUAACAAGAAUUGUUGAUUAUGCAUUAUUUGGGAAUGGGGAUAAUCACCCUGGUCAUCUACUGUGGAUUAAGUGUUUGUACGUAUUAGAACCACUAAUGUGAAAAGAUGUGACUCUGCUCCUGAGGCACGAUGACUAGGGAGUCUAUACUUAUAUGUCAUAUUGUAUUUUAAAGCUACCUAUCAACAGUGAUUAUUUUGUUCUUUUUAUCUAAAUAUUAUUUUGGUUUGCCAUUUUUUUUAUUUUUUAAAUGCCUAUCAAUAUUGCCACAGUCGAGAACCUACUCACAUUAAAUAAAAGGAAGAUAACAGAAUUAG